AUGCCGAUUUGUGGUUUGUGUAGGCGCUGGUUGGUUAAUCCUAUCUUCUUCCUGGCCACCUGGACUAUCCUCUGGUCUUUUAUCGCAUUACUCUCUCUAUCCAGAUAUGGAGAAGCACUUAAAAGAGGAUACACUCCUGACGUACAACACGGCGGUCGAGAAAUCCCCUCUAGUGAUCGCAGAUUUAAUUCCUUCUACGGAUCGGAUGGUUUCCGUUGCAAAAGUGGCAGCGGAAAUAUUACCAUGGACAGGAAUACUGGAUUCAUUACAGGAAAAGCCUUGGAUCCUCUGAAAAAUGCACCUGCUCAUCGUCUAUACCUCAGCAGGAGGAGCAGAAUAAACCGUCUAAACAAGGCUGUUGAGUUAUUUAGGCUGGUCAAAAAUAGGAGACUGAAUAAUAAUAACCGUAUGGUAGACAUUCGUAUUAUAAACUUUAGAAACGACAAGUGCAAUAUGCAGUUAAUGAGACUGCCAGUUUCGCCACUUGUGAAUUUACAGGGAAUUGUACCCUUUAAAACAAUACCUGAAAUGAGAUCUGAAAUUCCAUUCAACCCAACUCCGCUACUGCAAUCCAUAGGAUAUAGAUUUAAACCGGUUGAAGAGGAAGAAAGCGGAUCUGGGAUGGGAACUAAGCGAAAAUAUGAACGUUUCUGUGAACCAUAUCCUAUGGAUGCGAUCCUCCAAGUUAUGGACGCUAGAAGCGCGGGAAAAUAUAGCAGAAUGUCUACAAAAUACAAAAUCACAGGAGAGGAUAGACCUCCAGUGCCAGAAGAUUGCAAGCCAGUACCUCCAGGAGGAAGUAUAGGUAAAGGAUACGGAUUUGGAAUGACACAGAAGCCAUUGCCAAAGCGUAAACCAAUGCUACUAGAAGUUUUCAAACCGUUUGACACACCACAAGAUGAAAUGACAAAUAGUAUGGAGGAGUUUUUGCAAUAUAAGGAAGAAGCUAAAGAAUACACCAAAGAGGUUACAAAAAAUAUAGGAGAUGGUCCUCAUGAACAAGAAAUUAAAGGGGCUCUACAAAAUGUACUUUCAGAAACAUAUAACAAAGAUACAACUAAAACACCUUAUCUCGAUGAUGUUUGUGACGAGGGUGAUAUUAUGAGAAAUCCUCGUUAUCUCGGAGAGUACCGAUACAAGUACUGGUUCCAUCCGUUUUAUGGGUCACCAAUAACUACAAAUGAGAUUAAAAAUGCCAUUAAAGAGCACAAUCUUGCGUACCCCAAUGAACAAAUUAAUUACGAGGAAGAAUGUCGCUUUGACAUAGUUUAUUGCCAUUCGAAUGGUACCAUUGUUGACUUGCGAGAAGAUUCAAAUCCAGACCCCGAUGAAGCAUCAAUGGGUCAUGAUUCCAAUCGUGCAAGUUUUACUCUCGAUAAGAGAGGUAGGAUGGACGCAGAUGGCAACUUUACUGGUAAAGGAGAAUAUAGUGAAAGCAACUAUUUAUCCAUCAUCAGUGAUCCAAUGACGGAUCCAACCGAUCCAAUAGAACCCCGUUUUAUCAUUCGAGCCAAACCUGGAUUCAUAAAGGAGAAUGAACUGAAAGUUGGCCAAAUAUUCCAAGGUGUCAAUGAAGAAGCUAGAGAAUUAUAUCAUGAUAACAUCUUCUUUCAACCCAGAAGCACGCGGGAAGAAAUUUACCUUCCAGAUGGCACGUCUCAUUGGUGA
This is a messenger RNA of Theileria equi strain WA, 1668 nucleotides long. RefSeq lists its product as hypothetical. The transcript is spliced from 2 exons. The record is from RefSeq and is a predicted model, not a curated record. NCBI's taxonomy places the organism in Eukaryota, Apicomplexa, Aconoidasida, Piroplasmida, Theileriidae. Bases 1 to 1668 code for a protein of 555 amino acids.